Messenger RNA from Lampris incognitus (smalleye Pacific opah), 4367 nucleotides. RefSeq names its product LIM domain binding 1a (gene ldb1a). NCBI's taxonomy places the organism in Eukaryota, Metazoa, Chordata, Actinopteri, Lampriformes, Lampridae. Gene Ontology annotation, molecular function: LIM domain binding. The record is from RefSeq and is a predicted model, not a curated record. Gene Ontology annotation, cellular component: nucleus; transcription regulator complex. Bases 216 to 1271 code for a protein of 351 amino acids. Gene Ontology annotation, biological process: negative regulation of transcription by RNA polymerase II; positive regulation of transcription by RNA polymerase II; nervous system development. The transcript has 11 exons.
GAGUGCGUGUGAGCGAGAGAGAGAGAGAGAGAGAGAGAGAGAGAGCGAGAGAGACGGAGGUAUAAUUCGGAUGCACGUACCCCGCUCUCCUACCACUCCCUCUUACUUUCUCCUCCCCUCUUCUCUGUCUCUCCCCCCUCAGAUUCAGCCCGAGCCAGCGGUGUGCGGACCCGACGCAGCUGUUUUGUUCCGAGCAGAGCCCAACAUGUGAGAAGAUGUCUGUUGGAGGCUGCGCUUGCCCCGGCUGUUCGUCAAAGUCAUUCAAGCUGUACUCCCCGAAGGAGCCCCCCAACGGCAGCACCUUUCCCCCCUUCCACGCAGGCGCCAUGCUUGACCGAGACGUGGGACCCACACCCAUGUAUCCACCAUCCUAUAUGGAACCGGGAAUGGGGAGGCCCACGCCAUACGGGAACCAGACGGACUACCGGAUAUUUGAACUGAACAAAAGGCUACAGAACUGGACAGAGGACUGUGACAAUCUGUGGUGGGACGCGUUCACCACAGAAUUCUUUGAGGAUGAUGCCAUGCUCACAAUCACUUUCUGUCUAGAAGAUGGGCCCAAAAGAUACACCAUCGGCAGAACACUGAUCCCCCGUUACUUCAGGAGUAUCUUCGAAGGGGGUGCCACAGAGCUUUUCUACGUCUUGAAGCAUCCAAAGGAGUCCUUCCACAAUAACUUUGUGUCUCUUGACUGUGACCAGUGUACCAUGGUGACUCAGAACGGCAAACCCAUGUUCACACAGGUUUGCGUGGAGGGCCGUCUGUACCUAGAGUUCAUGUUUGAUGACAUGAUGAGGAUCAAGACGUGGCACUUCAGCAUCAGACAACACAGAGAGGUCCUGCCAAGGAGCAUCUUGGCCAUGCAUGACCCUCAGAUGCUGGAUCAGCUGGCUAAAAACAUCACGAGAUGUGGUUUGUCAAAUUCCACAUUGAACUACCUCCGUCUAUGUGUGAUACUAGAGCCCAUGCAGGAGCUGAUGUCCAGGCAUAAGACCUACAGCUUGAGCCCCAGAGACUGUCUCAAGACUUGUCUCUUCCAGAAGUGGCAGAGAAUGGUGGCACCACCAGCUGAGCCAGCCAGACAGGCGCCAAACAAACGGCGGAAAAGGAAGGUGUCUGGUGGCAGCACCAUGAGCUCUGGCGGCGGAAGCAACAACAACAGCAACAGCAAGAAGAAGAGUCCCGCUAACAGCUUCGCUCUCUCCAGCCAGGUACCUGACCUGGUUGGAACAAAAACCUGUACAGUGCCGGAGCUUGAGGACCGGAGUUGAGAACCACUACGCUAAAUCUUAAACCCACACAUACACUCACACUUGAUUCACACACACACACACACACACACAACACACACACACACAACACACACACACACUCAACAAGCAUCACACACACACUCAACAAGCAUCACACAAUGAGGUACUGGAGAGAGGCGGUAUGCACCCAUGUCUGGACCAGAGCACCAGACGCUGCAGAAGUGUGUGUUUUAAUUGUAUGUUUUGACAUUUUUGUUUUCCUUUCUUUUUGCCUUUUUUUAUUUUUUUUAUGUUUUGUAAACAAUUUCUAAAUAAUAAACAGACAAGCAAACAAAACGAAAAACAACCCAGAAUAUUCUUUGCACUGUUUUCCACAGCAACUCCAAUCUAUUUUUCUUAUGAAUUGAUGGCUGUAUUUUUGUUUUUAGUAUUGCUGAUCCACGAAACUGUAAGACAUCAUGAAAACCUGUGGUGAGACAAAAAAAAAAAUAAGAAAAAAAAAUACUGGAUAUUAAUGUAUAAGUAUUACUGUUAGAUCAUUCUUAUUGUGAUGGUUAUAACUUAUGUACGUCUGUGUUUGAUAGGUCAUCGAACGUGUCGGGCAUCGCAAAGAAGGGUAAAGAAGGGCGGGGGGCGAGGGGGAGGUCGGCGGCGCGUGGUGACCCCUACGCGUCUCGUCGGACCCGUGUCCAAAGUUGCACACGUGGUAUGGGUUAUUCUCACGUUAACACGAGAACGAUAUGCGUCGCAUGUGACGUCAUUACGUCGCACAUCACAUGUGCCGUGACGGCAACCCAUCCGCCAUGUUGGAGGACAAACGGCUCCGAGCCAUACGCGUGAUUUUUUUUUUUUCCGUAACCGUUUUUCGGGAACUCUGCCUCUGAUUGGCUAGUGCUCGUUGCGAGAGAGCGUUCGCUCGGAUUCCGGGAAGACCCGCCCCUACUCUAUCUCUGAUUGGCUAACCUUAACCAACCUAAUCGACGGAGGCAACGAGUGCUAGCCAAUCAGGAAGCUGCGUCGCUCUCCGCCGCAUCAAUUUCUGCGCCGUUUCCGUGGUUGGGAGUCCGGGCCUGUGCGCCGCUGGGCCAGAACUUUGUAAAGUGGUUUCGCAAGCCGUUUUUCAAAGAGCGGAUCACGACUGCGACGCUUUAUUUCCGCACGUCCGUCCUAUUUUUCCGCUUAAAACGUCGUUCUGGUAAAACGCGGAUCGACGCAGGAGAACUUCCGCGCAGACAGCGGCCGCUAAGGUCCGGGCGGCCCUCCAAACAUGGCGGAGCCGGUCGUUGGCGAUGGUGAAAUCACGUGAUUGAGAAUAACCCCGCCCCCUCCCCCCCGCUUCCCAAAUUCUCAUCCGGCGCGUGGUUUUGGCUUGUCGUCGUUGCAGAACCGUGUUCGCUUUGUGUUGAAACCGCUUAUCGGGGAGGGGCGCGAGGCUCCCCCUCUUUACUGAACACACACGUUUAAAAAAAUUGAAAAAUUAAAAAAAAACGAAAAAAAAAAACUUGUCAAAUUUGCUACUCGAAAAUUUUCAAAACGAUUUUGACACAUUGUAAAAUAUGAAAAGACUUUUUGUAUUAAGUUUCCCAGGAAUGUUUUUAAUUGCAAUUUAAGAAAGCUACAGACCAAGGAGCUCAUGUAAGGAUCUUUAGAUAUUGAUUACACGAUGCUAUUGUUUUUUAUGAUGACUUCUGUUUUUGGUUCCCCACCCCCCCCAACCCCCCAACCCCUUCCAUGUUGACGUGUCUGUGCUUGUAUAUUUUAGGUGGUAGUUUAUGUAAAUGCUAAUCUAUGUAUUCCUCCGUAGAACCAUGAAAUCUAAUGUAAAGAGAUGUAAAGCCUCUUUUUAAGUUUUUUUUUUAUAAACAUGAAUUUAAGGGUACAAUCACUGAGAAGAGAAUUGUGGCUUCAUUCCAGCAAACUAUUUAUUUUUUUAUAUGCUGUCAUCCAGUCUGUGCCCCAGCUCACAUGUACGAUAGCCAUGAUGUUGAUUUCUGCUCGGCGGGCUGCACGGUCAGGUUGUGGUUAUUUGUUAUGGAGGAGCAGUUUAAAGUGUUUUUGACACGUGGUGCCAGAUAUUCUAGCUGAUACCUCAGACGCCCCCCCCCCCCGGCAUCUUUUCGCAUUGUGGAAAUGACCUGUUUUCUACCAAUUUAUUGCUCACUGCCCCCUGGCUUCCAGUGAAUCUGGGGGGAAAAAUGUCCCUUUACAUUUAGAAAGCCUGCAAAUGACCACAUUUGGAAAACAACAAUAGCCUGCUCACUUCUGACAUUUCCUUUUCUCUCAAAAUCAAACCUUUACAGUAUUGCAUCCUCCAAGGAAGACUCUUGGUUUUAUUUUUCCUCCGCUGCUGAAAUUCAGCACUACUGGAGCAACUUUUCAUGACAGGAAAACAUCCGCCUGGUGAUGUUAAAUAUAGUGGUUUUUGUGUUUAUAUGGCAUUUUAUGCACAUCUCCAGAUCCACUGUUGGCUUAUAACUGAUGAACAGGUAUAAAACAACAAGUGAAUACUUUAAUAAUGGCAAAUUAUGCUGACCGUCAGUUGUCGGAAGUAUUGUGUCCUGCCUGGAGGAAAGAUGGUGCUCGUGCACUUGAACUCUUCACUUGUGUUUUUCCUCAGCACUUCAUUAUAAGUGCUGCACAAUUGAAAACCAUCAAAUUAAAAGUUGUAAAAAAUGGUGUUGAACAUAGAGCCAGGGCUUGGCUUUCUGUGAACGGUAACUCUCAGACCUCACCACUAGGGUCUCCUAGAGCACCAAGAGAGACCGUGCAGCCCGCCACAAAGUCCUCCAAACAUCUUCAUUUCUAGCAGAUGCCAACCCACGCCGUAGACCUUUUUAAACCACUGACUUGAGCACUCCCAGUCCACCUUUCUGGUCUAGCAGUUCAGCAGGCUGGUGCAGAAUGGAGGCAACUUUAACUACACCCUAUCUUCCAAACAGAACAAGUUGGAGGCUGUUUGGAAAAUGGGGUUUACCUCUUGAGACAGAAGACAUGGCAACGCACCCAUAGCUGGGUCCUGUAGCACCUUGCCCUAGGGGUGAUUUAAUAAAUAUAUAUUUUGCCUAGGUUUCUGUCACCGAUAAUUCAUGUAUGGUAUCAAUAAAGAUGAAUUUU